Molecule: messenger RNA, 1587 nt
Organism: Patella vulgata (common limpet)
Lineage: Eukaryota; Metazoa; Mollusca; Gastropoda; Patellidae
Exons: 8
Coding region: 46-1092 (348 amino acids)
Biological process (GO): proteolysis
Molecular function (GO): serine-type endopeptidase activity
Source: RefSeq, a predicted model, not a curated record
ACCGUCACUACCUGUCUUAGAACCAAAAACUUAAAAGUUAUCAACAUGUUGAUGGAUAUAGGAAUUUUAUUAGUAACCCUGUUGGGAGUUGUCAAUGGUGCUGGAGAUAGUUCGUUAUAUCGAGGGUGUGAUUAUAACAGGUGUAAAUAUUACGCACAGCUGGCACAACAGCCUAGUUCAUUAUUACAACAAGCUGGAUAUCGCUUAUAUCAACAAUGUUACUGUUCAUCUUAUGGUGUGUUUCUGUAUAACAAUCCUCAAACUCAAGCAACCAAGGCACCUAUUUAUAAACCAACAAUCCCAGUGUCAACCUCACAAUGUGGAAUAAGCUCAGUCACUGGAUCAGCCACCACUUAUUUGAACAACCAAAGAGGGAGAGUAGUCGGAGGCGUCAACACCAAGCAAUGCGAAUUUCCCUGGACUGUUCUGGUAAAUGCUGGUGGAGCACAGUGUGGUGGAACUAUUGUAGAUAGCAUGCAUAUUGUAACAGCUGCUCAUUGUAUGAGGAGUGGAAAUUACGUCAAACAAGCGUCAAGUGUCCGAGUUGGUGCUGGUUCUUCAAAUAAAAACAGUUUAACAUAUUACACCGUUCGAACAGUCACUGUUCACCCAAACUACAAUCCAUCAUCAUUUAACUACGAUGUUGCUGUUUUAACUCUUCAAUACCCUCUACCAACCAAUAACCAAUGUAUAAAACCAAUAUGUCUGCCUUCAGCCCAAUUAAACAUAAAAACUGGAACGAAAUGUACUGUGGCUGGAUGGGGACUUACCAAAGAAUAUUCUGGAUAUGCACCUGUAAAUCUACAAAAAGCAACUAUGCCAAUACUAAGUAUGGAUACCUGUAAACAAUCGUAUGGUUAUAAUACUAUCACUGAUGUUAAGAUAUGUGCUGGAUAUCUAAAUGGUGGAAUAGAUGCAUGCCAGGGUGAUUCUGGUGGACCACUCAUGUGUGCUGAAGGCAACAACUGGGUUUUAACUGGAAUAGUUUCUUUUGGAAACGGUUGUGCCAGAGCAAACUACCCAGGCGUCUACUCAUACGUACCAAACUUAAAAACCUGGAUCGAAUCAAUUACAAAAGCAUAUGGAAAAUAAAGUUAAAGAUUAAUUUGGGGGAGCACGCUGUAUGCUUAAAAGAGCUACAUUGAAACAUUGUUCUGUUUUCGUUAAAGUUGUAAGAUCGCUUCAAGAAGCGACGAAUGAAGUAUUAGUUUUGGAAAGCGUUGUAAUUGAACAAAAUUCCAAUAUAUCUCUUUUUCAAGAUAGUCUUUCAAAAUAUAAUUAACCCUUGUCGGUGCACGUGGGGUCUCCGUGGACCCCAUGCACAUGUUGUAUAGUGUUUUGUAAUAACUUCUGGACAUUGCUUUCUGAAAUUUAUUAAAUCUUUUCCAUAUGUCACUAAAAUGUUUUUGGAUAAUAAUUUAGCAGUUUUCCAGACAUCAAAUAUGAAUGCAAAUAAAAACCGAACCGCUGCCUUUUAAUUUAAAUAUACUUGACGUAAAACUUUGAAUUAUAACUGGGGUCCAUAUGAACCCCAUGAUACUUGCUAUGUGAUUCUCACAACGUGCACCCACAAGGGUUAAACACAAA